Camelus dromedarius (Arabian camel) is the source of this 3372-nucleotide messenger RNA. RefSeq names its product MAK16 homolog (gene MAK16). Gene Ontology annotation, biological process: maturation of LSU-rRNA; maturation of 5.8S rRNA. Bases 66 to 962 code for a protein of 298 amino acids. Gene Ontology annotation, cellular component: nucleolus; preribosome, large subunit precursor. Lineage: Eukaryota; Metazoa; Chordata; Mammalia; Artiodactyla; Camelidae. The transcript has 10 exons. The record is from RefSeq and is a predicted model, not a curated record.
UCUCCGGAAGCAGCAUGGCUGUUCCCUUGACCUGGCUAGGCUCUGCCCGCUGAACCGCUGACACCAUGCAGUCAGAUGAUGUUAUCUGGGAUACACUAGGAAACAGACAAUUUUGUUCAUUCAAAAUACGAACCAAAACCCAGAGUUUCUGCAGAAAUGAAUACAGCCUGACUGGACUGUGUAAUCGGUCGUCCUGUCCCCUGGCAAACAGUCAGUAUGCCACUAUCAAAGAAGAGAAAGGACAGUGCUACUUGUACAUGAAGGUUAUAGAACGAGCAGCUUUUCCUAGGCGCCUCUGGGAACGGGUCCGGCUUCAUAAAAACUAUGAGAAAGCGCUGGAGCAAAUAGACGAAAAUCUAAUUUACUGGCCUCGUUUCAUUCGGCACAAAUGUAAGCAGAGAUUCACCAAGAUCACCCAGUACUUAAUUCGAAUUCGAAAACUUACACUAAAGCGACAGAGGAAGCUUGUUCCUUUGAGUAAGAAGGUGGAGCGGAGGGAAAAAAGGAGAGAGGAAAAGGCACUGAUAGCUGCUCAGCUGGACAACGCCAUCGAAAAGGAGCUGCUGGAGAGACUGAAACAAGACACGUACGGAGACAUCUACAACUUCCCCAUCCAUGCCUUUGACAAGGCCCUGGAACAGCAGGAGGCAGAGAGUGACUCUUCAGAUGCUGAGGAAAAAGAUGAUGAAGAUGAUGAUGAAGAUGUGGGGAAAAGAGAGUUUGUGGAAGAUGAUGAAGUGGAUGAGAGUGACAUAAGUGAUUUUGAGGAUAUGGAUAAACUGGACGCCAGCAGUGAUGAAGAUCAGGGUGAUAAAUCCUCCAGUGAGGAAGAAGAAAAGGCCCCUGAUGCCAAACACAAAGGCAAAACACCCCUGAAAGGACCUUUGCGGAGGAAACGAGCGUACGUCGAGAUAGAAUAUGAGCAGGAGACGGAGCCCGGGGCCAAGGCCAAAACCACGUGAUUUCCCACCAGACGUUUGGAAACAGGCCUGAAUGUUUUGAACUCCUUCCUUUUUUUAUCUUAAACACAAAUAUGUACCUGCAGUUUCCGCUCUUUAUCUUGUUUUUAACACAAUAUUUGUGUUUUAAUAUGUAUGCUACUUCUGUGGGGCAGGAAAUCUGGGAGGGAGUGGAGAAAAGCCUGAGUGGUGGACAGAGUAUUUUUUUGUAAGUUUGGCACAUGUGUUGAAGCAACAGCAUGAGCCCAAGAAACUUAACAGAUGAGUGGCUGUAAAUAUUUCUAAGUUGUAAAUGCUGCUCACCCCUGUCUCCUUGGUGUCCUCCCACCCGCACCCCCUGCCUUUGUUUAGAAAUGUCCAGACUUCCAUUUUUUCUUGUUCUCCUUCCCCUACUUCUAUGGGAGUAAAAGGAAAGACGGAAAAAGAUCUAAGUUACAAUAUUUAGUGUAAAAAUACCUUUUUCCUUAAAUAAUUCCAUUUAAAAGAGCUGGAAGAGAAAGAAAAUCCCCUCCUCUUGAGGAAAAUAAUACAAGUCUAAGUUCCGUCGCAGGGAGCGCCUUCAGUAGCCCGCUGCACUUUCCACAUACAGCUCACCACCUUACUGUCUUCACAGCUUCGGGGAAUGUUAGCCAGGAGGCCCUGAAACAUGAAAUCAAACAGGCUUUGGGGUUUUUUUGGAUUGUGGUUUUCUCCCCUUUACCUUGACUGCUUUUUCUUGGUACCAUACUCCAAGAAGGAGAGAUUGGAUGACACGGAACACAGAACAGGUAUAACUUUAGUAACUGUUGGCAUGUUCAGAAAUGUUCUGCUGGCUCACAAAGAAGCAACUCAGUACGAGCCAAGGUGAAGCAGAUUGGCUCUUGGGCUUGAAAACCGCCUGAGAUUACAGAUCCAAGAUGAAAUAAUUUGAAUAAACUAGUAAUAAACCAUACUACCCCUACAUAUUUUUAGGAUAUGAAUUUCUCUUCAUGCUGCCUUACGGCUUUCAAUUUAAGAUUUCUAAAUGGGGUAAGAAAUGAGACAACAGUUUAUUCAGUGGACACAUAACUAUUAUACACUAUGGCUUGGAAAAGUUAACUUCUGUGGAAUAUGAGACCAGAGGAAGAAUCCCCAUGUGGAUAAAAAACAAUAUGGAAAAUAAGAGUUGCCCCCCAAAACUGGAAACAUUUCUGGUAUCUGAAUUACUCUACCUAAAUUAUUACUUCUUGGUGGCUUAUAGCCCAUUAUUUAAUUUUUUUUUUAAACUCAAACCACUAAACAGAACUUAAAUUUUACAAACUUUUGAUCACAAUCCUUUUGCCCAUUCACUGUCCUAGCUCCCAAGAUAUAACGCUGAUUCUCUUGCCUUUUGGCCUAAACAGUUCUGAGUAGCCUUGAAGGAAGAAUAAAGUAUUGAUUAAACUCUGUUGAAGGCUAGGAGGCUCAGAGGUAGAGAGCUGAACUUCCCAUGUUCAUUUACAGACUUAGGCACGUAAACAGUAAAUCAAAAUCACAGAAAUUAUCUAAGGAUAACAAGGACUAACGGAAACUGGGCUGCAGACUGUCCCUUACCUUCACCUGUCCUCGGGAGCAGUGGUCCAGGAGAAUCAGGCAGUCUGUGGCCUCUUCUAACAAGGCGUUCUUAACAGGCUCAGGUGUAAGGCUUGAAUCCCUUGCUACGUCACAUAUCAGUUUCAAGAGAGCCUUCAGUAAGACCACAAGUCUGCAGGAAACUCUGGAAUCAGGAAGAAAAAUUAUGUUUGUACUCUGAAUCAGGAUAUUAAAACUGAAAGAGACUUCAAAGGCCAACUAGUAUAAAGUCCUCAUCUCAUAAGUGAAGGAACUGAAGUCAGAGUUUAAUGACUUAAAGACCACAGAGCUACAAGCAGCACUAGAGAUCAGACUCCAGAUUUCUUAAUUUCAAGCCCCGUUUUCCCCUCCAGCACAAAAACACUGCACACACACACACACUCUGGCCUGCCCAAGAAUCCCUGGUUUCCUCCAGAAGCAUGCCUCUACUGUUAGGACACAGCCCCUCCUGAAAAGGGAGAAGUGGGACCUCCCCUCUUUCCAGGGACCCAUACUUUUGGCCAGGGGAUCAGGACAUGGCCCUCAACCUCUAGCUUUGACACUGUCUUGGGCCCUCAGGUUAAAAAUAGAGUGAGGGAAAUAAGGUUGGCUUCCGGGACUCAAGUGUCAAUUUGAACUUUUUGUCAUUUUAAUUCUAGAUCGUAAGUUACCACCAGUUAAGCCCAGUCUAGUUACUUCUACUUGGCCUUUCUAAAAGUUUGUGUUGAUGAAAAAGUUCUGGAAAUGGAUUGUGGUGGUGAUUACACAAAAUUGUAAAUGCACUUAAUGCCACUGAAUUGUACACUUUAAAAUGGUAAAUUUCAUGUAUUUUUUUAACCACAAUAAAAAGCCUAAAAAACCAUAA